GAGGUCACUGCAGCGCCUCGGUGAAAUUAGCUUGAGUAGCAGCGACUGCAGCACGGCUAAGCUCGGAUAUUUUCGCCUUGUUUAUGCGCACAGACGGUUAAAUUAAACGUUAUUAAAAAUGGCUGGAAGUGCAGGAGAGUGGUGUCUGAUGGAAAGUGACCCCGGCGUGUUCACGGAGCUGAUUAAAGGCUUCGGUGAGUCACUGUUUGGCUAGCUUUGUGAUGCUGCAGCGUAACGUGGCUAUUAGAUCGUGCUAGCAUGCAGGGUACCAGAAAGCGAAUCUUAUCUUCUACCUUUUUACAGAAAAGCUACAGCAAGAAAGAGGAGGGAUGUCGAAAUAAUAGCAGCAAAAUAGAAUAUGAGAUUUGCAUUAAUAAUAGCCAUGAAAACGGUAAACACUGUAAGAAGAGAGUGAGGUAAUUAGGUAAGCUAACUAGCUAGCAUUAGUCAGCGUUCAAAACAACAGCGCGUGAAGUCAAAGGCUCGUGAGGGAUUGAUAACAGCUGAUCAGUUUAUCUGCAAUAAUAAAGUGAUGUUAUUGGUUAUGUCCGUGUAUUUUUAUAAAUGUAACCCACCGUAGUUGUUCUUAAUGUUAAAUCUGUGAACUCUGUUUUUGUGUUUUUCAGGUUGUAAAGGUGCUCAGGUUGAAGAGAUCUGGAGUAUGGAGCCGGAGAACUUUGAUAACUUGAAGUAUGUUCACACAUGCAGCUCAGUCCACACUAUCAUCAGUUAUAACAUCAUGACCACCUGACAGGUAUUGUGUGGAAUCAGGGUCCUGGAGGGUGAGAGGUGGAGGGGCCUCAGAUGCUCAGUUGGACAGAGAUAUGAGGAACCUGGAGACCAAGUCAGCACAUUGAGCUUGUUGUUAUACUCCAGGUUAGGGCUGGGCAAUAAAACGAUAAUGAUAUAUAUAUAUCUAAAGUUAAUUUCCCUCUAUAUCAAUAUAAAACAUGGUCCGUAUCCUUUUCAAUAGUCGUCAUUCUGCCAUGUUUUGGUAGACUACACGAAUAGCCAAUGAAAAGGAGAGUUGCCUCACGUCUGCUUUGCGCUGAACUAAUCAUGUGCUGAAUUAGAACCAAGUAGCAAACAACUGCAGGCUGCAGUGACACGCAACCGUAGCACUUAAACAGGUGAAGCUGACAGCACUGCACUCAGUCUGACACCUUUCUAUCAGAACCAGCAACAACUGUACAGCAGUUUGAGGUCCAGUAGCUCACUCUUAGAUCAGACCACCUACUACCCUCACAUGUCAACAAUUCUUACUCACUUAUGACCCAGUAACAGUUUCCCUCCAAGACUACAUUUCCUGGGUUCCAACCACUCUAGACGGGGAACAUCUCUAAAGAACAGCAGCUGCUCAGACCCAGUCUUUCAGUCUUUCAUUCAUCAUGAUUCGGUCCUUUUUUAAAGACGAUCACAUCUCUCUGUUUAUUAAUCUGCUCAAAAGGUCUGCAUCUCCUCCAAUGUCUGAUUCCUUAUAACCUCUGUUGUUUUUCUAAUUUAUUUUUAUAUAUUUAAUAGUCAUCCUGAAAUGUAAUAAGUUGUUUUUUCUCACUUUCUUUAUUUUCUUUUGUUGCUUUAAUUUAUAUUUUUAAUUUAUUCUUCUCAUCGCUUAAACUGCCUUUCAAGACUUGCCUCUAUUUCUCUUGCUUGCAUUUAUUCUUGUUGACCUUUUGUUCUAGCCUCAUCUUUUUUUUCCAGAGAAAUAGUUUUUUAUAUUAAGACAGACAGUUAUCUUAUAUCUGUGUUAUCUCUGUGUUUCCUUGCAGACCGGUUCAUGGGUUGAUUUUCCUCUUCAAGUGGCAGCCUGGUGAAGAGCCAGCAGGAUCAAUUGUCCAGGAUUCAAGGCUGGACCAUAUCUUUUUUGCAAAGCAGGUAUGUUUUUAGGAAAAAAUAAACACAAAACAUUUAAUAUUACAGUGCAAAACCACUGAAAUGAACCCUCUGUCUGCUUCUGCAAAUUCUUCUGGUGAAUGUGACCAAAAGAUUAGCUUCUGUUACAUGUUCUCUUGUGACAAUAUCAAACUAUAUUUAAUUGUGUUCAGUUUUUAUGUAAUUAAACAGUCCAUAACUUCUCACGGUGGAGGUGCUAUUACUGCGGCGGCGUCAGCAUCUGCUGCUGCCUGCCGACUGUGACAGCAAUUUGGAUCGCCGGAUAAAAAAUGUAAAACAGCUUUGAGUGCUCUGCUGUGAUCAGGUGGAUCCAGAUGCCGCUGACGUUCACUUGUCCAAUAGAUGUCGUCUUUUUGGACUCCUCUUGUAUUAAAGUGGUAAAAAUUCAGAUGACAACCAGCCGGCUUUUUGGCUGAUAAAUCCAAAGGGAGUGAAAUCCAAAAAACAAGAUUCGGCAUGUUUGUUUCCAGUUCAACUUGAAUUAAAAGUUUUCUAUUUGGUGCGUCAGAUUCUGUCAUCACUGAUCAGAACAAUUAAAAAGCACGUGUGGUAUUCAGAGACAUUAUCUCAUGGUGCAGAGCUGCUCAGCCAAAUUAGAUCGUGAAUUGAAUAAUGAACGGUUUUACCUCCUAACUGUGGGCUCAUUACAUUAGCACACGGCUCACACCAGCUUCUCCUCACCCUCACAAAGAGCUCGGCGUCUCUUUGUGUUUAAAAUUUAAACACAGCUUUUGGUGUAUUAAAAAAUAGAUAACUGUUUCUUUUUAUUCAUUAAAUUUCAUUUUUAACAAAAACCAGACGGUUCAUUAGUUUUUAAAACAAAGUUCAAGGCUCUGGCUUUGAGUUUCACUCACACUUAGUCCAGAGUAUUUUCUUUUUAGGCGUUUGUUCGACUGAAAAAGCCUCUUAUUUAUUUGAUCAUAUGAACAUAUUUGAUCUCACUUAGAAUUUAUCCAUCUUCAUCCUUAAGUUGGAUUUUCACUGUUAAAGUCUCUUACUCUUCAAACAUGGGGCAAAAGCACUAUGUCCAUGUUUUAAUUUUUAACCUGAUUAUUCCACGAGCAGCGUUAUGCAUCCAUAAAAGGUUUUGUUAUGUGGCCCUGAUCAUUCAUGGUUGUUUUAUUUUUUUCCUCUUGUGUUUUCAGGUCAUUAAUAACGCCUGUGCCACCCAGGCGAUAGUCAGCGUUCUUCUCAACUGCUCCCAUUCGGACAUGCUCCUGGGCGACACACUGACAGAGUUCAGAGAGUUCUCACAGAGUUUCGAUGCUGCUGUAAGUUCCUGAUUUUUCCCUGGAAUCCCAAGAAUUUCAGCUUUGGCCCGUUUCUUUUACAGUCAUGUGCGUUUGCUCAGGAUUUAACUCGCUGAUUAAUUUUUUUGUUUCCAUACAUGUCGUGCCAAAAAAAUGGAAGUCCCUUUCUCUGAAGUGACGCUAGUAUUUUUCCUCCGAACUGAAAUGAGUGAUGAAUUAUUCAGUACUUUGGCUAAAAAUAGUGCGGGAGCUGCUCCCCUUCUGCGAGCGGUAAUUUAUUACGCCCUUAGCUCGAGUAAUUUUCUUUUUCCAUCUUUAACUCGGACAGUUUUUUCUCCGUACCUUCAUGAUGACUCAGAUCUCUGCCCCAAAAAUACUCCAAGGAACCAGACUGGACUGACUUCAUGAUUCCCGCCUCCUUUUUUAACAAACAGAGAGAGACUUUAUUUACCUUUCUAGAGUUCGUUUAGAAAUUCAGUGUAUUUAAAAGUCUGUAACUCUUAUCAAGAGAGAGUUAUAGUCAAGUCACGAGUUGUUACCUGAAAAGGAAAUGUAUAUUUUGUACCACACGCCCUCUCUAACCCUGCUGCAUCUUCUAAAAUCAGGGUUACACAGUCAGCAUUAUAAUCCUAAUCUCCUCUCUCCCUCCUCAGAUGAAAGGUUUGGCUCUUAGCAACUCUGAAGUGAUCCGACAAGUUCACAACAGCUUUGCCAGGUAAGCUCCCGCUCAUAUCACAUCCAGCUGGAGAGGCUCCGUUUGAUUGGCUUCACGUUAUUUUUAGCUCCUCGCUCCAACCCCGGAGAGAGGUUUUUGGCCCCGUAAUGCACCGGUCUGCUUUUCGAAAAUCAGACUAAUGUGAGACGAGUUCAUCCGGUGGUCACUCCAAAAAAUUUCCAGCUUCUGUCCAUCAGUUAACAGCUUAAAAAACAAGAUAUUUCCCCGCUGAUAUUUACUUGAUUUCUUGAUCAGAGUGAAGAUCAGCCUCCUGACUCGGGGCUGCUCACUGAUUAAACACUGAUGUCUUCCUUUUCAAGUAAAUACAUGUAAAUAAGUUCUGAUUUAGACUCUGAUAUUCUGCGUUUCUCUCUUUGCAGACAGCAAAUGUUUGAAUUUGAUACAAAAUCAUCAGCGAAGGACGAGGACGCCUUUCACUUUGUCAGUUAUGUUCCUGUAAACGGCCGACUAUAUGAGCUGGACGGACUCCGAGAGGGACCGAUUGACCUGGGUAAGCUGGAAACCAGUAUUUGUUAUUGUUCCCUCAUUGCUGUGAGUCUGAAGUCCUGCUGUGCACAGCUGAAAUUUUGUAAAACUGGCCACAGCCCAUUACCCUCUAAAACUGUCUGCAAAACCGUCCACUUAAGGGGAUGUGGAGUGUGACCUUUGUUGCCGUGUUCUCGGACAUCUGCUGUGUUGUUAAUUCUGGCUUUGUUUUUCUGCAGGUGCUUGUAACCAGGACGACUGGAUCAGUGCAGUCCGCCCAGUGAUUGAGAAAAGGAUACAGAAGUGAGUAUCCUUAGAUAUCUGUUAUUCAAGAGCACAGGAACUGGACCUAGCUAUCCUCUGGGUCCUCUGCACUGAAAUCCAGCAGAUAGUAAACAGUGCUGGAGGUGAAGUUGUGCAUGUUGUCUUCAAAGGUCUGACUCCACGACCCUCUGAAAACCCUCAGGGCUCUGUUGAAGACCAAAUCGAGGUUUCUGAAUCAAGGUGUCUAGAUCACCUUUUUUAAUUUUUUAGAUCCUCUUUCAGAGUCUGCUCUGUUUACGUUAUAAAUCAUCAUCAUCAUUGGUAGAUUAUGAAGCAAAACUGACAUAUCUCAGCCCUCUAACAUCAUACAUUACGUACGGUGGAUCACUUUGAACCCGGCUGAGGCCUCCUCGCUCUACAGCCUUUACUCGAGUCCUUUUAUCUCCUGAUCUCCAGAAAGAACGUGUUUCAGUGCCGUUAGGGCGGAGGUCUUAUCAGCUGCAGUUGCAGUCUCAUAAAAGCAGUCUUCUCCAUCAGUGCCUGCUGAGUCGCCUCAGUGAAACUAGGAGUUCUCUGUUGUGUGUUAAGAUCUAAGCUGCUGUAUCACUUUAGUGUUAUUGAACGCAGUUUAACUGCUACCGCCAAAACGUCGCUUUACCCCUGUGUCAGUCAGUCAGUCAGUCUUUAUUUUUAUCGCACUUUUCAUACACAACAUGUAGCAAAAAGUGCUUUACACAGAAAAAAGAAUCAAAGAAUACCCAAAUCUACCCCAACCCAACCCCUCAUUCCCACCCCACGAUCGAUUCCGGAGUGUGCGCACUGAGGAAACGUCAUUUUAAAACUCAAGAGAAGGAAACACUGAAGGAUUAGGUUAAAAUCUAAAAACAAAGAAACAAAGAUAGAUCUGUCUGCCCCUCCAGAUUGAGGGAAAUCUCAGGCAUCUUGUAGCUUACAGGUUCCAUUUGCGCUGUUUCUGACAGCUGAUCAGUCUGAAUGAUCGGGGUGAAAUGAUUGAAUGUCUGAAUCAGCUCAUCUGAGAUUGGCGUUAAGAAAUUCGGGUGUAUUUCUUCAUGUUUUGCUCCAUUUAGAUGAACGUACAUUAAAGUCAAUUGAAUGAAACCUGAAAUCUAAACCAUACUUUGACUUUUCUUAAAAUAUAAGAAUAUAACAUAUUCUGUCUUAGAGUAUAAAAAUCACUCCUCUCGAUCAGCUUUACAGCCUUUUAUUUCUGUAAUUCUGUUCAUUUCCAUUGCUCAGUUUUUGAUAUAGAGGGUGAAAAUAAAGUCUUCGACCUGUGAUACUUUGAUUUUUCUGACAGCCUCUCAUCCUGUCGGUGUAUCAAUUUUAUACUUUGUAAAGCUCUAUUGUUUCCCUCCGCUCAGGUACAGUGAAGGAGAGAUCCGAUUCAACCUAAUGGCCAUCGUGUCAGACAGAAAGAUGAUAUACGAGAGAAAAAUCGCAGAGCUUCAGACCCAGCUCACUGAGGUGAGUGGCAGCAGAGAGAGAGAGAGAGCUGAAUCCGGAGCAGACAUGAAAAAGAAUAAUGCAUUCUUUCACUUUCCACCUGCGGAGGCUACAUCUGAAAUUCAUCGGCUGUCAGCUUUCAAGAGUUGGAGAUCUUAACUGCGCUCGUGUUCACACAGGGGAGAGGAAGAGAGCCGCGCUUUGUUUGCAGCACGACUGACACGCUGAUGUUUGUGGUUUGUGUUUGUGGUUUGGAGUUUAAUGCACCACACAUGAUCGCAGAGAAAUGGAUGGUUUGGAUGAAUUCGCUGCAGAGAAACCAGAUUGAAAUGUGAUCUGCUCAGACAGAGACUCACUUUGACCCCUUUGCACCUGAUUCAGGCUGUAAUGUUGCCCCAAAUUAAAGACCUUUUUCACCGUAUGAGGGAACGAACUCACAGAGGUGCUGAGGUAUCAGUGUAACACCUUUAACACACAUCUGCAGCACUGCAGCAGAGUAAAACAUUCAACCACUGGAGGUCAGUGUUUAACAACAUUUAAGGUUGAUCUUCUCAGGACAUAAAAAAAACCUCAAACAUGUUCAAUUAGCUCCUUUUGAUGAACACUGUAAUCUUUAAUAUUUGUCUCUAAUUAGACUCACACUUGUAGAGCAUCGUCACAGACCUUUCACAAGUCCAACUAAUCAAAACAUCGUUACAAUAACGCAAAUUAAUUAGCUUUUUUAAUUGACCUGUUCGAGCUCAUGCCAAACCCUAACGUGGCUGUUUCAGUUUGAAGGUAUUUCACAACUUCACAGGACUUUUAUUUUGAAGAAUUUGCCAGAAAUGAAGUGUUUUCGUGUGAGGAGUGGAAGUCGCUGCUUCAAUCACGAGUCACAGCCACAGCCUGCUUCUUUUAAUCAUCUCUGACUUAAAGACAGCCCAGCCAUCAGUCCAAAGAAGAUAGAUACGGCGUUCACAGAAAUGCAAAUCCCUGCAGCGCCGACAGGAAAAGGCAGAAGCUGAUCUGAACACAAACACAGGAGCAAGAGUGGAGUUGGUCUACGUUGUUGUCGGUCACAAAUCAACACUAACACAGCAGUUUUACUCUCAAACAGCGACAACAUCAACGUUUGAUUUUAAGUCAAAAUGUGCAAAAAAAAAAACCUAAAAGGUGUUUUUUUAUAUGACAGUUUUCCUCUUCUUCUUUUUCUUCUCCCAGGAUGAACCGAUGGACACGGAUCAGAGCAGCACCUUCCUCAGCUCCAUCCAGUCCGAGAUCGCCAAGUACCAGCUCCUAAUUGAAGAGGAAAACCAGAAACUUAAAAGAUAUAAGGUGCGUUUCUCUUUAACGACAGCACUAAUCUUUCACGAGGCGUUUAUGUUUGGCUCAUAAAUCCACAGCUGGUGUUUUAUUUCUAUGUGUGGAAAAGCCUUUGUAACAAAGCCGUAAACACUUGAUACAGGUGGAGUUUACUGCAGUGUUUCCAGCCGCCUGGAUUCAACCAUUGAAGUUUUUUUUUUUUUUUUUAAUUUAUUGGACCCAUCAGUCAUUCCCACUUUCCGCUCAAUGGUCGGUUUCCUCCAUUUUCUCGCAGAUUGAAAACAUUCGACGAAAGCACAACUACCUUCCUUUCAUCAUGGAGCUGCUGAAGACGUUGGCGGAGUACCAGCAGUUAAUACCCUUGGUGGAGAAGGUAUUUUAUUCUUCAUCCUGUCAUUUCUCACAAGCGUGCGCACUCCCGGCACACAUGACAGCAGAAAUAACACGAUCUCGAUAGGUUAGGUGAGGCUAGGCCGGGGGUGCUUUAUUCGUACUGGAAGGUUUAGGAGAUGUAAACACUUUUAACUGUCAAAUUUGGACAUCAUUAACCGGACAUGGAUAGAUGAAAUAACCUGUCACGAUGGGGAUAGAGCAACAACAGCCAAUUAGUGAGCAGGAUUUUGCAUGCACUCGGAGUGAACUCCCAUCUUUCUCUGCAAAACAUUGUUUGAGCUGCCAGGCGAAGAAAUAGAGCAUCUUGUUAUGUUUUCUCCGCUGUAGCACAACUCUGAGGAUCACGAAUAUACGUGACGUCUUGUCUGGUUCUGCUUUAAACAUGAAGUUCUCUGAGCUUUUAAUUUAAGUAGCUAAUAAGAGAAGUGGAAUUACAGUGUUAAAUUUGUCCACUAGGGGGCAAACAUAAGCUCUAGGUGUUUUUUUAAACUACAGUUGCAGUACUUUGUAGAUUGCAAGUAUUAAUUGAAAUAAAUGUUUUUCUUUCCAGGCGAAGGAGAAACAGAGUGCCAAAAAAGCCCAGGAAGCCAAGUGAACAGAGAAGCCUAAAAUAACACACACACACACAGACGCACACACACACACAUAUACACAGUCCCUCUUUCAUCACUGAGCCACAUACAGAUUCAUCAUCAGUCAUUUUCAUAUUAAUGACCGCCGAUGGUCUGCAGCACUUCUUCACUGUGGCGUCCGGUGAGCUAUCCACACAUUAAGAACUGUGCUGCAGGUGCAGCAGAGAGAGACUGCCCCACAAAAAGCUCUCGACAUUUGUGUGUGCGUGUGUGUGUGAUCGUCUGCUCUAAUGCAUGAUAGAAGGAAACUCGUGCUUAAAUAAUGUUCUGUCUUAUUUUCAUAAUAAAAUGUUUAGAUGUUUGUGAAAUUAUGUUUUCAUGGACAGAUUCAAAAACCUCAGAGAA
Molecule: messenger RNA, 8744 nt
Organism: Xyrichtys novacula (pearly razorfish)
Lineage: Eukaryota; Metazoa; Chordata; Actinopteri; Labriformes; Labridae
Source: the annotation of a GenBank genome assembly